Molecule: messenger RNA, 3492 nt
Organism: Myotis daubentonii (Daubenton's bat)
Lineage: Eukaryota; Metazoa; Chordata; Mammalia; Chiroptera; Vespertilionidae
Gene: FBXO36
Product: F-box protein 36
Molecular function (GO): protein binding
Source: RefSeq, a predicted model, not a curated record
GUUCGAUUGAAAGUAGGGCUUUGGCCUCAUGACCCCAACCAAGCCCCGCCUCUUCCUGGUUGUCUUAGCGACGACGGUGGCGUCCCAAGAUGGCGUCGUGGCUGCCGGAGAUUCUGUUCGAAAUUGUAGGACAAGGCAAAGCGCCGAGCAAAGACUACUACCAGAUGUUGAUCACCCGCUCCCAGGUCAUCUUUAGAUGGUGGAAGAUUUCUCUAAGGAGUGGGUAUCAAUCAACAAAACCUGGAGAAUUAAAAGAAUCUCAUGAAGACUUCCGAGAGAAUUCACAUCUUCAGAUUCAAAUUGCCUUGGUGUUUGGUGCAAGAAUAUUGGACUAUGUCUUCAAUUUGUGUGAAGGUAGAAUUGACUUCCUUGAGCGGCUCUCAGACAAUUUGCUCAUGAGAAUCAUUUCUUAUCUGGGCAUUGAAGAUAUUGCCAGCCUUUGUCUCACAUCACACAGAUUUUCAAAGCUGUGCACAUCUGACAAACUGUGGGAGCCAAUAAUUGAGGCCUCUGGUGAAAUCACCCCUGCCAUGAAGGCUCUGGCCCAGGACCAGGGUUGGAGACAAAAGUUCUUCAUUCGAAAGUUGCAUCUCUGCGAGAAGCAAAAUCAGGAAAGCCAGGCAGACAGUCAGUGAUAGGGAUGUUGAGGCAUGGCUGCGUUUUUCUGCUGUGUCCAUAUCUCUUCUGUUUCCUUUCAUUGAAAACUAGGAGGCAUUGCUGGUUCAAGGAGUCAUCUGAAAAGCACAAAGUACUUACUCACAGAUGCAGCAAACCCCACUCUGCAGGGCCUUGCCUGAACCACAGUCCUUCCGGUGAAGGUGAAGGUGAAGGUCAAAUCAUGGCCCGCACAAGGGCUGAAAGACAGGAAGCCCACCAGCGAUGUCUUCCCCAUCCUCCAACACCCAAAGGAAAAAAGGCUGCUUCUGCAAUAAAUGGCUACCAGUGGAUUUUUUAUUACAUAUCUGUUUCAUCUAGGCAUUGGAAAAGGGAACCAAGCUUUUAAAUUCUUUGCUGAUGGUAUGUCAUCUGAAUCCAUUCAUGGAGCAGGGGCCACGUGUCGCCAGAGGGGCAAUGGCCUGGGGGUGGCACUCCCAUGAGUGCCACUGUCUUCCCAAUUCUGUUCCUUGUAGUUUGCAUUCAGGACCUGGUCCUGUGGGCCCGGGAUGCUGGGCAUCAUCUCACCAUGCAGACAACCCCUGCCCUGGCCCUGGGGUAUGGCCAUGCAGACAACCUACGACCAGGCCAGGCAUGCUCCUUGCAGAUCUUGUUUAGAGCUCAGCCUCCUAGGACUUCACAUUGCCAAAUAAACCUAUAAAUAUUUCCUAGAGGGAUGUGUUUCCCAAAGGAUGUGGACAGUUACCACUCUUAUAACUGUGAUUUUUUUAAAAAAAUAUAUUUUUAUUGAUUUUUUACAGAGAGGAAGGGAGAGACAUAGAGAGUUAGAAACAUCGAUGAGAGAGAAACAUCGAUCAGCCGCCUCCUGCACAUCUCCCACUGGGGAUAUGCCCGCAACCAAGGUACAUGCCCUUGACCGGAACCGAACCCGGACCUUUCAGUCUGCAGGCCGACGCUCUAUCCACUGAGCCAAACCGGUUUCGGCAAUAACUGUGAUUUUUAAGAACACAAGCUGUGGGUAACUGUGUAAAAACCUGUGGUUUGUAUUCUUUUAACUUAGCAAAGGAGCAAAAACACUACAGUUUUAGGGGAGGGAAUGCCACCUUGCUGAGAUGGGUUAUUUAAAAAUAGUUUUCUUCUUGCGCUCUCGUGAGGUUUAAGUCCCCCAAUGAACUCAUAGCAGUGGAUAAUCUCAUGACUCCUUUCAGGUUGCAGAACAAAGUAGCUUUCAACCUCACAACACCUUUCUAACCUCAUUUAUUCAUUCCUGCAGCCUCUACUUUGCUACCUAGAAAACAAUGACAUAUGUAGCCCUCCACCCCACGUCCUCCAUGUCAGAGGGACUCCCCUGAUGCAGUGGGACCUCCCCAAAAGUGCAGAAGAGGUGAACUGCUGGCUGUCCUCCUCCUAGAUUCUUCUAGAAUGGUUUCAUAGCUAUGGCUUAGUGACAGAUAUUUUUUCUUUUUUUUUUUUAAUCUUCACUCAAGGAUAUUUUUCCACUGAUUUUUAGGGAGAGUGGAAGAGAGAGGGAAAGACAGAAAGAAACCUUGAUGUGAACGAACACUUCGGUUGGUUGCCUCCUACAUGUACCCCUAUCUGGGCCGGGCCAGGGAGGAGCCUGCAACCAAGUUGACUGGAAUUGAACUCAGGACUCUUUGGUCUGAAGGCCGAUGUUCUAUCCACUGAGCAAACUAGCUAGGGCUUUUUUUGUUUGUUUCUUAACUAAACCUGUGUUAAUAGCAAAUCAGAUUUUAACCCCCAUUCACAUAUACCCUUAUCCCUUGGUCAUAGAUUCCCGGGGACAUCUGUGAAAUCAAAUGUCAGCUGCUGCCUUGCAGGUGCAGAGCCUGUCAAAGUCAUGUCUGAAUUUAGUCCAAGUAUAGAGCAAAAAUCUUAAUUGGCGAGAGACCCAGGCCUUGUUCUCUGCUCAGGAGUGGUCCUGCGAGGUGUAGGGUGACUGGCAGGCAGGCAGAGGACACCUGGUUCUGCACGGCUCCUGCUGCCUACUGGUAUUUCUCCCUGAAGUUCCUUCACUUUUGGCCAGGUUUUCAGUGACAGAACACAGGUCAGUACCAUGUGUGUGCAGCAUUUAUGUGGAUGUACAAUUUGGUAUGUCAACAUAACUGUAUGAAUAUAAAAUUACAACUCAUUUGUUGCAUUGAUGCAAAAUGUUAACAGCUCAAAACUGUCAUGGAUUGUGUUUUAUCAACUAACAGAUUCUAAAAGCUUAUGGGUGUGCAUAAUGUAGAUUCAACAGGAAUCAGUGAGAACACACAUUUGGCCACUGGAAAACUUUUAGUAUCUGUAUAUAAUACUGUAAUAUAAAAAUAGAUGCUAAAGGUAAAUAAUUAAAAUGUUAUUAAUGUGUUGAUCAUUGUUAAAGAAUAGGUUUAAAACAUAGAUUACUAGAUUAUUAAGGUAUAAUUAUUUGCCUUAAUAAUUUGGGUGCCUUAUUACCUGGCAAUCAUUAUUUUUGCCAAAACAUGAACAAUAUCAUCGACCUAAAAUCCUGCAUCCUCUGGGGUGGAAACAUUUGCCCUCCCCCCUCCUCCUUUCCUUGUUAGAUCCUCAUGACAAGCCAUCAAGUGAAAAUAUGGCAAUGCUUUGCCUCUCUAUUGACAGCUUUCAUGGGGAUAGAUAAAUCUGCUUUGUUUAUGACACACCACUUCAGAGUGAAAUGCCACAGCAUUUUAUAAUCUUGCUCUUUCUCAUCUUUCCAGUGAAAAGUGUUUCUACUGUUAUCAUUUACCAUUGUAACUACCAAAGUAAAAUAUUGAUUUUUUUAAUGUUUUAUAUGCUUUAAAGUUAGAACAAUUUAUUAACGACAAAUGUGAAUAUUUAAUUUAUAAACUAAAAAAAUAAAUAUAUUUUACCUAA